AACAUAGCGCUAAAAUCUAGGUUUUUCCCUAACAUGUCUUCUCCCAUGGCCACUACUGUUCCUACCAAGGUUCUCCUAAGCGAUCUUGUUUCUUCCUUUGUUGAAUACGUCCCCUCCAACUACAUCAGGCCAGCGUCCGACCGUCCUGACCUGCUCAAUGUGGAGACAUCGGAUACGACGAUUCCUAUCGUAGACCUUCAAGGCCUCGCCGGCACUAAUCGCUCCCGGGUAGUUGAAGAAAUUGGAAUAGCAUGCGAGAAUGACGGAUUCUUCCAGGUUACGAAUCAUGGCAUCCCAAAGGAUGUCAUUGAAGGCAUGCUACGUGUUGCGAAGGAAUUCUUUCAUUUGCCGGAGUCUGAAAGGUUGAAGAGCUACUCCGACGAUCCUGCAAAGACGACCAGGCUCUCGACCAGCUUCAACGUGAAGACCGAGAAAGCUAGCAGCUGGAGGGAUUACUUAAGACUCCAUUGCUACCCUCUCGAGAAUUUCGUGGACGAGUGGCCCUGCAAUCCUCCAUGUUUUAGGCAAGUUGUCGCCGAGUACUGCAAGAACGCGAGAGAGCUGGUCUUGAGACUGUUAGAGGCCAUCUCCGAAAGCUUGGAGCUUGAGGGUGACUACAUGGUGAAGGCACUGGGGAAGCAGGCACAACACAUGGCUAUAAACUACUAUCCACCAUGCCCCCAGCCGGAGCUGACCUACGGCCUGCCGGGCCACAAAGACCCCAACGCCAUUACCAUUCUUCUCCAAGAUGGAGUCCCUGGUUUGCAAGUCCUUAGGAAGGGGAAGUGGGUGACCGUCAACCCAGACCCAGAUACCUUGGUCAUCAACAUCGGCGACAUGAUACAGGUUCUCAGUAAUGACCGUUUUAAAAGUGUGCUUCAUCGUGUGGUUGUGAGUAAGACAAGCGAGAGGAUCUCUGUCCCUACUUUCUAUUGCCCAUCUCCAGAUGCAUUAAUUAAACCAGCAGAAGUGGUAGUUGAAAAAGGGCAUCCACCUAUCUAUCGAAGCUUCACUUAUGCGGAGUAUUAUGAGAAAUUUUGGAAUCAAGGACUCCAAUCUGCGAGCUGGCUCGACGUGUUUAAAGCCACCUGAUAGUUCUCAGCAGUGUCCAUGUUAAAAGUAUGCUUCAUCGUAUGAUUGUGAAUAACACAAGCGAGAGGAUCUCCUUCCCUACUUUCUACAUGCCUAUUCUGCAUUAAUUAAACCGGCAGAAGUGAUAGAUGAGAUAAGGACCAUCCAUCUAUAUAUCGAAGCUUCACCUAUGAGUAGUACUAUGAGAAGUUUUGAAUUGGGGACUCCAAUUUGCAAGAUGCCUUGAUGUGUUCAAAGUCAUCUGAUGAUAAAUGCUUCAAAUCAAAUAAUUUAAAGCAUUCAAAAUCAUCUGAUGAUAAAUGCUUUAAAUUAUUUGAUUUAAAGCAUUUAUCAUCAGAUGAUUUUGAACACAUCAAAGGAUCCACGUGAAAAAAAUAGAAAUACUGUUUGAUUUUCUAUAUUAAGAUAUCCUUAUUCCAUGAUGUAAAUUUGCAUUGUCGUUGAUCAUUGAUGUGCAUACUAUUGAAUUAAGUAAUUUUUUUU
Phoenix dactylifera (date palm) is the source of this 1575-nucleotide messenger RNA. Its product is annotated as protein DMR6-LIKE OXYGENASE 1-like. The record is from RefSeq and is a predicted model, not a curated record. Lineage: Eukaryota; Viridiplantae; Streptophyta; Magnoliopsida; Arecales; Arecaceae.